Molecule: messenger RNA, 2691 nt
Organism: Cyclocybe aegerita
Lineage: Eukaryota; Fungi; Basidiomycota; Agaricomycetes; Agaricales; Hemipholiotaceae
Source: the annotation of a GenBank genome assembly
AUGAAAGGCCAGAGAAAGCGCAAUGCUACACUGGCUCGGAAAAAAGAGGAGCAAGCGGCUCAGCAAGAGGAAGAAAAGGCUCAGCAGAGCGAGGCCGAGCAGGCGAAAGAGAGGCACAAGCUGAGGUUCUUUGAUGAUACCCUCGAUUCCCUUUCAUCCCGUGGAUAUACAUUGGGACAACUGGUGCAGUAUGUCUCAGAUCCAACUCACAGCCAAGGUCAGGCACAUUGGGAGAGUCUUUUUCGAGACCGGAAAUCUGUUCCGUCAAUUCUUGAACUUUGGGCUACCAAGGGCAGUACAGUUUCAAAGGAACAAGUUCAUACCUGGGCUGUAGAUUUCAUGUCAGAGGAGGUUAAGCAAGAAGCCCAAAGAAUCACGGAGUCAGGCUAUCUUCAGACCCUGAAACGAAAGGUGGACAGCACAUUAGUCCUCAAUCUCGACCUCAAGACCAUAUAUGCGCACCUGACGUGCAAUGGGUCCAUCUUCAUGAACAUCCUUCAGUCUCUUGCAACCUUGGCUCGUCAGCUCAAGAGUGCACCAAUAGAGCGUAUGGCUAAAAAGAUAAAGGUUGUAACAUCGGCCGCGUUAUCGUUGUUGGGGGAAUACAGUUACAACAAUAACUGGCCAAAGAAGGUCAUUGGCCUGUAUAUGUACAGCACUGGCUCCCAACGCCAACCGCUCAGUGUGAUGUCGCACUUGGGUCUAUCUGAAAGCUAUGAUGCAAUUACUGGAAAACAGCGUCGGAAGAAGAAAAAAGCGGCCACUAGCGAUGCAUUGCCGCUGAUUGAAGAGCUUCUGAAGUCAAAAGCAGGGACCCUCCAUCAACUCUCGCGCUCGAUGGUGGAUGCCGCAUCUGCUGUAGCAUCAACAGGCCUUUUUGCCACUUUGUAUGAUAAUAUCAACAUGGUGUUCCGUGCAGCUGAGCAAAUUGUUGGGCGGACAGAUGCUCAGGAGAAUGGCACAUGUGCCACAAUUUGGCCGCUGUGGAAGGCAAGACUGGAAGACAUGAAAGUCGAGGACCUGACUUCCACCUUUGAUCAAGCACCCCUGCUCUCUAUUCAUGAUUUCGGGGAUGAUCUUGCACGCACACUGCCAGUCAGUGACGAGAAGAUUGAGCUCAACAAAACACCACUCCACCCUCUCCCAGCCAUGGAUAUUGAUGAGUCUACAAUCAUUGGUGGGGCCAAGGUUGUGGAAACAAUUUUUGACAUACUCGGGAUUCGCAAAGUGAAGGGCUGGCUUGGGACCAUCAAGUUUUUUUGUGGCGAUCAGCUUACUAUCACUCGGCUACGGGCGCUUGUCAAUAUUCGGGCUGGCCAUGAGGGAGGCUAUUCAGGCUUUGGGUGGGGCGUUUGGAUGCCAGGACUUUUCCAUGCGAAGAUGGCUGAUGUCCAUGGCUGUCUUCUGACACAUUGGGGGAAACCGUCUGCAGGAACUCGAAAUCCAGGAUGCUUGGCCUUUCACAACACAGUUCUCCAACAUAAGCCCAUCACCAUUACAUCCCCCCCACCCUUUCGCACAUGCCGUGAUCUUAUCUUUGUGUCACUCUAUGCCCGGGUCCUGCACUGUCUGCUUCUUGUCUCAAAGAAGGCAUCUCUCAAGGAGUGUCUCGAGGAUUUGACGUGGGCCCAACUUGAACUCUACUCAACAGAAAUCCUUGAGAAAUUUGGAAGUGCGGACAUUGUUUCUGAGCUGAGACAGAAGCGGAAACAAGCUGCAGCGAAGCUGACCACAGAGAUGCCAGUGCAUGACGGUGACAUGGUGUUCGAAAAUGCUGUUCUCUUCUUUUGCGAUGCUCUUCUCUCGCUUCUGAAAACCUGGGCGCUUAGCUUUCAGGGAAGUGGCCGAACAAAAUAUGCACAUGAAAUGUUGCAUUUAAUCCAUAACCUCACCCAUGUAUGGCCCAGGGAAAUCCGAAACAUUGUCCUCAAUAACUGGUUGAUAAAUCCCACUGGGAACCCAAAUUCAUGGAUCGAGGUUGACCUUAUGCAGGAACACAUGAAUUUUUGGAUUAAGAAUUUCUACCGAGCCCAUGGCAGCUCUGCAUCAUGGGAAUGGCUCGAAAUGGUGGCCCCAUGUGUUGAGAUCCUUCGACAGCUUGCUUGUGGGUUUAAACAGAUGCUCGGGUCGGACUUAGGGACUGCCCACCAUCCUAUGGACUUGUCCCAUGAUCUGCCUGAUCUCAUGGAUAGUCUUGAAGAUCAUGAAGUUUACAUCUACAAGAAAGGCCGAUAUCUAGAUGAGGAUGAUGCCCCAGCAGUCGAUAUCAUUUCCUCUGGGCUCAAGGAUCUUCUCAAAGGAAAAGAAAGUCCUUUAGUCAACUACAACGACGCAUUCCAUCACCUCCAGGCAAGACGUCGCCUCAAACCGUUGGUGGGAUCCGAGUCGGAUGAGGACGAGGCUCCUGCUGCUCAGACAUCACUUGCGACCACUGUCGAAGUUCUUCGACACUCGGAGGAUCCCGAACUCGAGGAUCCAGGAUCGCAGGAAGAUGACGAAGAGUCCGAGCACCCCGGUGAGUUCCUACAAGAGUUUGAAGACGGGAAUGUCCAAGAAUUAUCCCUCGAGUCUGCAGCGGAUGUCUGCCUUGACAUGGAUGCUGAAGAUCUUGCCACACUUGACCGAGAUGUUGACUUGGAGCAUGAACAUGACUCAGAUUUGGACACUGAUGAAGAAGGAGGCUUUGUUUAA